Messenger RNA from Sciurus carolinensis (gray squirrel), 3298 nucleotides. It is a transcript of the gene Hars2, whose product is annotated as histidyl-tRNA synthetase 2, mitochondrial. Gene Ontology annotation, biological process: histidyl-tRNA aminoacylation. Bases 179 to 1702 code for a protein of 507 amino acids. The record is from RefSeq and is a predicted model, not a curated record. Gene Ontology annotation, cellular component: mitochondrion; cytoplasm. NCBI's taxonomy places the organism in Eukaryota, Metazoa, Chordata, Mammalia, Rodentia, Sciuridae. The transcript has 13 exons. Gene Ontology annotation, molecular function: ATP binding; identical protein binding; histidine-tRNA ligase activity.
UCCACUUCCGGGUUAGAGAGCCUGGGCGGACAGGAUCUCAGUCAGCUUUCAGGACUAAUUCGUACUUGGGUCUUUCUUGGGGUUCCUGCUUCGCUUCUCCAGCGCACUACGGGGGUCCCGCCUGACUUGUUCCCAGGCCUUUGGCUCCUCUUCCGGAAGGCCGGUGUCCUGCUGCACAAUGCCCCAGCUCGGACUUCUGCCCAGGAGGACCUGGGCUGCGCUGCUCAGCCAGCUCCUGCGACCGCCCCACUCUGCGUGCAUCCCUGCAGUCGGUUGUCAUAGCCAGGUUGCAGAGGCAGUGUUAACAUCCCAUCUGAAACCACAUCAAGAGAAACCAAAUUUUAUCAUUAAGAUACCAAAGGGCACCAGGGAUCUUAGUCCUGAACAGAUGGUUGUGAGGGAGAAAAUUCUUGAUAUGGUCGUCAGCUGUUUUAAACGUCAUGGAGCAAAGGGUUUGGAUACCCCAGCAUUUGAGUUAAAGGAAACACUUACUGAGAAAUAUGAAGAGAAUUCUGGGCUCAUUUAUGAUCUGAAGGAUCAAGGUGGAGAACUGCUGUCCCUUCGCUAUGACCUUACUGAGGUCCCCUUUGCUCGUUAUUUGGCCAUGAAUAAAUUGAAGAAGAUGAAACGCUACCAAGUUGGAAAGGUGUGGCGGCGAGAGAGCCCAACGAUAGUCCAAGGCCGCUACAGAGAGUUCUGCCAGUGUGAUUUUGACAUUGCUGGUCAGUUCGACCCAAUGAUCCCUGAUGCAGAAUGUUUGAAGAUCAUAUGUGAAAUCCUAAGUGGGUUGCAGCUAGGGGACUUUCUCAUUAAGGUCAAUGAUCGGCGGAUUGUGGAUGGAAUGUUUGCUGUCUGUGGUGUUCCUGAAAGCAAGUUCCGUGCCAUCUGUGCCUCGAUGGACAAACUAGACAAGAUGUCUUGGAGAGAUGUGAGACAUGAGAUGGUGGCAAAGAAAGGCUUGUCUCCUGAGGUGGCUGAUCGAAUUGGGGAGUAUGCCCAAUGCCAUGGUGGAGUAUCCCUGAUAGAGCAAAUGUUCCAGGAUCCCAGACUAUCUCAGAAUAAGCAGGCCUUGGAAGGCCUGGGGGACCUGAAGCUGCUUUUUGAAUACUUGACUUUAUUUGGAAUUGCUGAGAAGAUUUGCUUUGACCUAAGCCUGGCUCGGGGCUUGGAUUACUAUACAGGAGUGAUCUAUGAAGCAGUACUGCUACAGACCCCAACUCAGACUGGAGAGGAAACCCUGAAUGUGGGCAGUGUGGCAGCUGGUGGGCGCUAUGAUGAGCUGGUGGCCAUGUUUGACCCCAAGGGCCACAAGGUGCCAUGUGUAGGGCUGAGCAUUGGAGUAGAGCGAAUCUUCUCCAUUGUGGAGCAGAGGAUGAAGACUUCUUUUAAGAAGGUACGCACCACAGAGACCCAAGUGUUUGUGGCCACACCCCAGAAGAACUUUCUCCGAGAACGGUUGAAACUGAUUGCAGAGCUUUGGAAUGCUGGGAUUAAGGCAGAGAUGCUAUACAAGAACAACCCUAAACUAUUAACCCAACUGCACUAUUGUGAGAACACAGGCAUUCCAUUUGUGGUCAUUAUUGGUGAGCAAGAACAGAAGGAAGGGGUCAUCAAGCUCCGAUCGGUGGCCAGCAGAAAGGAGGUUGCCAUUAAACGGGAAAAUCUUGUGGCUGAAAUUCAGAAGCGACUGUCUGAGUCUUGAUCCUUGCCUGAUUGCCAUCUGCUGCUCUUUAUAGAAAAGUUUUCAUCUAGGACUGAGUUCCUGAUAGACUUCACAACAGCUGGCCAGGAUGGGUGACAAGUGCUUUCUGCCUUUCUGAAUACAAAACUAUAGAAGGCCCUAAGGACUCCUGGGCUAGUAUUGGCAGCUACUCUGCCUGGGAUGUGAAAGAGAUACUGUUGCUGUAAAGGCAAAUUUAAAAUGCCUCUGAGUACUACAAAGAGGUGCUAAAAUGGUUGCUGUGAGUAAAGGUCUGAAAGAGUUGCCUCAGACUGAGGAUUCUGAACCACUGAGAUCAGCUGCCAGAUACUUAGCUUUCCAUUGUAGCCCUGGAACCAGAUUCUGGGGAAUUUGUCCAAAAGUCCUUGGCCUGUCCAGAGAGUUUUGGGAAGACAGCAAGGAUGGACAGUGGCUAUUUUCUGCUACAUCUGAGGACAGAGCAUGGUAGUAUUUCUGGCCUAUGCACUGAUAACAGUAGCAGGAUGGGACUGUCUGUUUAAUAAUCUUGAACAUUGAACUUAAUAGGUGAAUUGACUAUAUGGAGAUCUGAUCUUUGGAGAUUUUGGAGACCAUUUUCUAUGCCAGAAUCACUGCUCUGACUAUUCCACACAGUGCCACAAAGGCUGUUCUAUAAUUGUUUGGAUAAUAUAGUAAAUAAAAUAUUAAGUGUGAUAGUUUGGGUAAUUUAUUAUCGUGGGAUUCAUUUGCAUAGGCUAUAGAAAAUGCUUGAGUGUACACUGGAGAAUUCUGUGAGCUAGGAGUAACUUCCCUGGGGUGAUACUUCUGCAUUUAGUAAUGGAAACUGCCACAAUUUCCUCCUUCCUUUUCUCCCCACAAUUUGGAGAUACAGUUUGUCACUAAAAAUCACCAUAUUGUGAGCUGUUUGCCAGAAUGCUUCAGUUUAGGAUGGUGCUGUUGAUGACCUUUCUUUCCAAAUCUGAUCCUGUUGAUUAAAUUGUGCCCUCUGGACUGAAUGGCUUUAUUUGCCAAUUGAAAGAAAACCGAGUUAACCAAUGGGUAGGACCAUUAUUUCAAGAACAAGGGCUCAAGCGCAAAAAGAACUUUUUCCCCCUGUGCCUCAGGAAAGGUGGCAGCUGUUGCAAACAUCCUUUUAACUUAAGACCAUAUCUCUAGUGCUUGCCAGUAAAUGGAACGCCUAGACCCCCUAAUUAGCACUUCAGCCUUUAAAAGGUUUAGAAACUCUUUGAUAAUACACUCAUAGUUAGUUUGAUUAGAUCAGAAGACAAUGUUUCCGAAACUAGGUUUCUUCCUUUGUAAAACAGACGAAUUGAACUAAUAAUCCUUUGAUGGUUGUUUUGAAAGCCUGAGCUAAGAGAACGUUUGCAGGCGCCCUUACUUCCGCGUUGCUUCAUACUCUCAUUACGCCUGCGCCAUCUCCGUGGAGCAGAGGCGGGGCCGACAAGCGUGUUUUAGAAGCUCCCCAGUCCUUAGCGCGGUUUAGAACACGAGACUCUUCGCUUAUUGGACGGCGAUCUUGCUUUACGGCUCCAGGACGCUUUUUACGGCAUUUUCCGGCUUUCCAUUCACUUCGCUGUGAAGAUGGCGUCGGGCAGCGGG